AUGGGCUGCUCCUGCCGGCUGCUGCUGUGGCUGGGAGCUGCCGGAACUAUUCUCUGCUCCAACACGGAGUUCCAGGCACCUUUGCUAACAUCCUCGCCCUUGCCAGUCUCCAAUUUCCAGGAGCAGAAAGUCACCCCCACGCCCAGUAGACUGGAGCCAGCUUCCCUCCCAAAUCCUCUAGGCGCACGGGGGCCUUGGGUGUUCAGCACCUGUGGCGCCAGCGGCCGGCGGGGGCCCACACAGACACAGUGCGACGGGGCAUACACAGGAAGCAGCGUGGCGGUGACGGUGGGAGCUGCUGGGCCGCUGCAAGGCGUGCAGCUGUGGCGGGCGCCAGACACGGGCCAGUACCUGAUCUCCGCCUACGGAGCCGCGGGCGGCAAAGGCGCCAGAAACCACCUGUCCCGGGCGCACGGCAUCUUCCUCUCGGCGGUCUUCUUCCUCAGUCGAGGGGAGCCGUUGUACAUCCUUGUGGGGCAGCAGGGCGAGGACGCCUGUCCUGGAGGGAGCCCUGAGAGCCAGCUCGUCUGUCUGGGAGAGUCGUGGGCCACUGGAGAGCAUGCGGCAACGGAUGGGACCGUAAGGGUCCCAGGCUGGAGACGCUGGGCCGGCGGGGGCGGGGGUGGCGGGGGUGCCACCUACAUCUUCCGGCUGCGCGCGGGGGAGCCAGAGCCGCUGCUGGUGGCGGCGGGAGGCGGCGGGAGGGGCUACUGGAGGCGACCGGACCGAGGCCGGACUCAGGCGGCCCCCGAGAAACUGGAGAACCGCGCGGCGGCGCCUGGGAGCAGCGGGAGAGGAGGCGCGGCAGGUGGAGGAGGCGGCUGGACGUCGCUGGCCCCCUCUCCGCAGGCGGGACGCUCCCUGCGGGAAGGGGCCGAGGGCGGCGAGGGCUGCGCGGAGGCCUGGGCCACGCUCCGCUGGGCCGCGGCUGGAGGCUUCGGGGGCGGCGGCGGGGCCUGCUCGGCGGGCGGCGGCGGCGGUGGCUACCGGGGUGGUGAUACUUCAGAGUCUGACAUCCUCUGGGCUGACGGGGAAGAUGGCAUAUCCUUUGUACACCCCAGCAGCGAGCUCUACCUGCAGCCUUUGGCAGUCACAGAGGGCCAUGGGGAGGUGGAGAUCCGAAAGCACCCCAACUGCAGUCACUGCUCUUUCAAAGACUGCCAGUGGCAGGCAGAGCUCCAGAUGGCUGAAUGCAUCUGCCCAGAGGGCAUGGAGCUGGCUGUGGAUAAUGUCACUUGCAUGGACCUGCCAACCACCGCAAGCCCUCUGAUUCUGAUGGGAGCCAUAGUGGCAGCCUUGACAUUGAGCCUCCUUAUGAUGUGUGGAGUCCUAAUUCUAGUGAACCAGAAGAAGUGGCAGAACCUGUGGGGGACCAGGCUGCCAGGCCCUGAGCUUGAGCUGAGCAAGCUUCGAACCUCUGCCAUCAGGACAGCCCCUAAUCCCUACUACUGCCAGGUGGGGCUCAGCCCUGCCCAGUCCUGGCCUCUGCCCCCAGGGCUCACUGAGGUUUCCCCGGCCAACGUCACUCUACUUAGAGCCCUUGGCCAUGGUGCCUUUGGGGAGGUGUAUGAGGGACUAGUGAUUGGUCUUCCUGGGGACCCCAGCCCUCUGCAGGUGGCUAUCAAGACGCUGCCAGAGCUCUGCUCCCGACAGGAUGAACUGGACUUUCUCAUGGAGGCUCUCAUCAUCAGCAAGUUCAGCCAUCAGAACAUCGUUCGCUGUGUGGGCCUCAGCUUCCAGGCUGCCCCUCGACUUAUUCUGCUGGAGCUGAUGUCUGGUGGGGAUAUGAAGAGUUUUCUGAGACAUAGCAGACCACACCCGGGCCAGCCAUCACUUCUGGCCAUGCAGGACCUGUUGCAGCUGGCCCAGGAUAUCGCCCAGGGAUGCCACUACCUGGAGGAAAACCACUUCAUCCACAGAGACAUUGCCGCCCGUAACUGUCUGCUGAGCUGCACCGGCCCCGGCCGAGUGGCUAAGAUUGGAGACUUUGGAAUGGCAAGAGACAUCUACCGGGCCAGUUAUUACCGUAAGGGGGGCCGGGCCUUGCUCCCCGUCAAGUGGAUGCCCCCAGAAGCUCUCCUGGAGGGCAUUUUCACAUCCAAGACAGACUCCUGGUCUUUCGGGGUACUGCUCUGGGAGAUCUUCUCACUGGGUUAUAUGCCCUACCCUGGGCAUACCAACCAGGAGGUCCUAGACUUCAUUGUCACAGGGAGCCGGAUGGACCCUCCUAGGAACUGCCCUGGGCCAGUGUACAGGAUCAUGACCCAGUGUUGGCAGCAUCAACCUGAGCUCCGCCCUGACUUUGCCAGCAUCUUGGAGCGCCUUCAAUACUGCACUCAGGAUCCUGAUGUGCUGAAUUCACCCCUGCCGGUGGAACCAGGGCCCAUUCUAGAGGAGGAAGGGGCUUCUGGGCUGGGGAACAGGUCCUUGGAGGGUCUUAGAUCCCCACAGGCCCUGGAGCUGAGUUCAGAGAACUUGAAAAGCUGGGGAGGAGGCCUUCUUGGCUCUUGGCUGCCCUCUGGCCUCAAGGCCCUCAAAUCCAGAUGCUUCCGACCUCAGAACAUUUGGAACCCCACCUAUGGCUCUUGGACCCCAAGGGACCCCAAGGAUGGAGAUUCAGGCGCUGACUUCAGCAAUGGCUUGUCCUCGCAUUCCUUCCCAGGCAUCUAGAUGGCUUGUUAGUCCAGUAGCCUCUGCCCCUGCAGUCUAUGCAGUCUACGAC
Molecule: messenger RNA, 2722 nt
Organism: Peromyscus eremicus (cactus mouse)
Lineage: Eukaryota; Metazoa; Chordata; Mammalia; Rodentia; Cricetidae
Gene: Ltk
Product: leukocyte receptor tyrosine kinase
Exons: 20
Coding region: 1-2670 (889 amino acids)
Biological process (GO): positive regulation of kinase activity; regulation of neuron differentiation; multicellular organism development
Cellular component (GO): signaling receptor complex; membrane
Molecular function (GO): transmembrane receptor protein tyrosine kinase activity; ATP binding
Source: RefSeq, a predicted model, not a curated record